Chaetura pelagica (chimney swift) is the source of this 1119-nucleotide messenger RNA. RefSeq names its product dipeptidase 2-like. The transcript has 9 exons. Gene Ontology annotation, molecular function: metallodipeptidase activity. Bases 1 to 1119 code for a protein of 372 amino acids. Gene Ontology annotation, biological process: proteolysis. The record is from RefSeq and is a predicted model, not a curated record. Lineage: Eukaryota; Metazoa; Chordata; Aves; Apodiformes; Apodidae.
AUGGAGAUGAAGAGAAAUGCAACAAAGCUGCUGUGGCUGUUCCUGUUAUUCUCUGAUACAGUGACAUUCAGCUAUGAGAAAUCAAUGAGAGAGCGAGCUAUCGAGCUGAUGCAGGAUGCACGUUUAAUAGAUGGCCACAAUGACUUUGCACUGCGGCUGAGAAUAUUUUACCGAAAUAGACUCAGUAGAGUCAACUUAAGAGAACUCAACAUGACCCACACAAACCUUGUGAAACUUCAGGCUGGCUAUGUGGGAGCUCAGUUUUGGUCAGUGUAUGUUCUUUGCAGCGCUCAGAACAAAGAUGCUGUGCGUCUGACCUUAGAGCAAAUUGAUGUUGUCAAGAGGAUGUGUAACAGCUAUGAAGAGCUAGAACUUGUGACAACUUCCCAAGGUAUCUCUGGCAGUAGCAGGAUUGCAUGUUUGAUGGGAAUAGAAGGUGGUCACUCCAUUGACAGCAGUUUGGCAACGCUGAGGAUGUAUUAUGACCUGGGUGUUCGUUACAUGACUCUAACACAUUCCUGCAAUUCACCUUGGUCUGAAUCAUCAUCUAAAGGAAUACACAACUUUUAUCCUCAUGUUAUUGGCUUAACUGCAUUUGGCCAAGAAGUUGUAAAGGAGAUGAAUCGCCUGGGCAUGCUGGUAGAUUUAUCUCACACUUCGUAUUCCACAGCAAAAGCUGCUCUGAAUAUCUCAAAAGCACCAGUUAUUUUCAGCCAUUCUGCAGCAUUUUCAAUUUGCAAUCACUCAAGAAAUGUUCCUGAUGACAUCCUCCAGCAACUGAAAAAGAACAAGGGAAUUAUCAUGGUGACUUUUAAUGCAGAUGUACUGGCCUGUGGCAGAAAAGCUGUUCAUGUUUCUACCCUUGCAGAUCAUUUUGAUCAUAUAAAGAAAAUUGCAGGUUCAGAAUCGAUUGGAAUUGGUGGUGACUACGAUGGAGUGGAUCGUUUUCCUGAGGGACUGGAAGAUGUUUCUAAAUACCCUUCUUUGAUUGAGGAACUUCUUAGAAGAGGAUGGAAUGAAACUGAACUAAAAGGGGUCUUAAGGGAGAACUUUCUCCGUGUGUUCAGGGAAGUGGAAAAUGUAAGAUUAAAAACUAAACUGCAUCUUGAUUCUUACUAA